UCCUAAUUUCCCACCUGACAAUCCCAUUCAAUGGCUGACGAAGAUUACUCUCCCGCUACUACCCCCUCUGGCUCGCCGCUGGCUGGCCUCGAAAUCUCCAUUGCCGAUGCUGAGAAGCGCAAGAAGUCUGGCGAAAUUCUCUCGGACCCCUUCAUUGCCUACAACAUCAUCUCUAAGUCCAAGCAGAACGUGCCCGGGUUUGGAAGCUCCGAGUACUACGUGUGGCGCCGCUACUCUGAGUUUGAGCUCCUUCGCAACUACCUGUACAUGCAGUACCCCACCGUUGUUCUUCCUCCCAUGCCUCCCAAGCGCGGCAACGCCGGCUGGACCAAGAUUGUCGACCACUUUGACCCCGAGUUUAUCGAAGUUCGCCGUGUUGCCCUUCAAAGCUUCCUUCGUCGCGCUGCCCAGCACCCCCAGCUUGCUGCUGACGAGACCUUCCACGCCUUCCUCCAACAGGAAGCUUGGAGCACGUCGAGCGCCCAGCUGGCCGACCGCGUCGAGGAGAAGAUGAAGCAGCUGAGCGCCUCGCUCAAGCUCAAGACCCAGGACAACCGAUUCUUGGAUGUCAAGAACUACGCCGACAACCUCAACGCCAACCUCUCCGCCCUUGUCAAGGUGCAGGAGCGCCUGUCCAAGAACAUGGCCGACAUGUACGAAUCGUACGGCCAAACCGGCCCCGUCUUCAGCGACUGGGCUGUCAUUGAGAAGGACAUUGGUGACGUUCUGCAAUCGACCGGCCACUUUAUGGACAGCCUGGCCCCCUCUGUGAACGAAAAGCUUCACGCCGAGGAGGAUCAGUUCACUGCCGUUCUUCGCGAAUACACGCUCUUUGGCGAUUCGCUCCGCACGCUCGUCAAGCGCCAAGAGCAAAAGCAGUACGACCUUGAAAAGGCGGAGGACUCUCUGGCCUCGAAGGUGUCUUCGCUCGAGCAGUUGCAAGGCGUCACUGCCACUGGCGAGCCUGCCCCUGCUGGCGGCAAGUUCUCGUUCAAGAAGAUUUCCUCAAAGAUGUUUGGCCCCGACACCCCCGAGGUUCGCGAGGAGAAGAUCCGAGCGCUCGAGCAGCAAAUCGAAGAGGGCAAGGGUCAAGUCCAAAUCGCUCAGCAGGAGCUCAGCACUUUCUGCGAAGACGCUCUUCGCGACGUCGAGCGCUUCCAUAAGACCAAGGUCGCCGAUUUCAAGCGCGUGCUUGUGCAGUACGCCAAGACUCAAAUCAGCUUCUACAAGAAGGGUCUGCAGUCGUGGGAAAACAUGCGAACGGUCGUCAACGGCAUGUAAACAAAGCGCCACCUUCCCGCGCGCGUAGAUUCAUGUGUUGAUGUAUUACUUUUUUUUUGCUUCUUGUGUAGUUGCCUGACGAGUACUGUCCCUCACUCCUCCCAAGUGGGACUGUGCGCGUGUGGUUGGAUUCGGUGGGGUGGUGGAAUUUGUUGAUUUUUGUCUUGUUUUCGUGCCGCAGCCAUUUGCAUUGUUUUCAAAUUACACAAAUUUUGUUUGAUAAUAGACAGAGUGUUUCGUCAAC
Molecule: messenger RNA, 1525 nt
Organism: Capsaspora owczarzaki ATCC 30864
Lineage: Eukaryota; Filasterea; Ministeriida; Capsasporidae
Exons: 7
Coding region: 31-1281 (416 amino acids)
Biological process (GO): protein transport
Molecular function (GO): phosphatidylinositol binding
Source: RefSeq, a predicted model, not a curated record